Messenger RNA from Panicum hallii, 1331 nucleotides. RefSeq names its product androgen receptor-like. The transcript has 2 exons. NCBI's taxonomy places the organism in Eukaryota, Viridiplantae, Streptophyta, Magnoliopsida, Poales, Poaceae. Gene Ontology annotation, cellular component: plasma membrane. Bases 62 to 943 code for a protein of 293 amino acids. The record is from RefSeq and is a predicted model, not a curated record.
GGCACGGAACGCACCCAUCGCGCGCUCCCAGCCCCGCCACCUCGCCAGUCGCCACGACACCAUGCAGCUGCAGGUCCUCCGCCUCCUGGCGGCGCGGCGCGCCGUGUCGACGACCAUCACGGCGCCGGCGUCCUCCGAGGCCCCGGACAGCGACGCGGAGCCGGAGCCGGAGGAGGACGAGGGCCCCUUCUUCGACCUCGACUUCUCCGGCUCCUCCGUCCGGGCCUCCUCCAGCUCCGCCGGCAGCGCCUCCUCGGGCUCCGAGUCCGACGACGCCUUCACCGAGCUCGACUUCAUCAUCUCCCUGCACCGGAGCCGCUCCGCCUCCCCGUCCUACGACGCCCUCUUCUUCGGCGCCGGGCUCGCGCCCCCGCCGCCGCCCCCGCCGCUGCCGCAGCUCAAGUUCUGCGCGUCCGAGCCCAGCGCCAAGGCCACCACCGACCCGCAGGGGCGGUACGGCAGCAAACUCGGCGGCGGCCUGCGGACGCUCAGUUUCGGGGCCAGGAAAGCCGCGUUCUACGGCGGCCGACCCAGCUUCGCGCGGAGCUCCAGCAGCGCGCGCUCGCUGCGGCUGUUCAUUGAGUCACCGGCGGACGAUGACGAGGAGGAGGCCACCGAGGAGCCGGAGCCGAGGCGAGCGCCGUCCAGGGACGUCAUCAGGAGGUACCUGACCAAGAUAUCGCGGCGGCUGCGGAGCGUGCGGCCCCGCUCCGCCGGCGGCGAAGCGAGGGGGCUCCGUCGCCUGCGCAAGAGCCGGUCGGCGUCCGCGGCCGUGACGCUCGCGGCGCCCGCGCCGUCCCGCCGCGACGACUCGCUCGCCGAGAAGCAGGACGGCAUCGCCAGCGCCAUCGCGCACUGCAAGGAGUCGCUCCACCGAGCGUCCCUGUCAGAGUGCGACUCGCCGCUGCUGCGUUCGCGGAGUGAUCCUGGGAAAUGCAACUGAUCGAAGGUCGCCAUUACCGUUCGGAACUCUUGAUGAGACUGGAGGUCGAGCAUGCAAAAGCCUCUCCCCGAAAUUCAGCGAAGAAGAGACAAACAAAGCACAAGCGAAUCAUUAACGCAUCAAGAACAUGCGGCGGCCAUGCCGGCUUGAGGAGAUUUUCAUAUGCCUGUUUUGUUUAUGCGCGUGUGUGUGUUUCACGUCCUUUGAUUUAGCUCCUUUUGUUGGAAGCGUGGGAAAAGAGCUCUUUUUAGGCUUUCUUUACCCCCCUCAUGUAGAAGCGUGGACUGCAGUAGCCGCGUCUUUUGCCGUUCCGUGUGCUCGUUUUCUAAAGUUUUGGUUGUACAAGUGACUUGUAACAUCGACCUGUAACUAGGUACAUUUUGGACUC